Messenger RNA from Myodes glareolus (Bank vole), 578 nucleotides. RefSeq names its product histone H2A type 1-E. Gene Ontology annotation, molecular function: protein heterodimerization activity; DNA binding; structural constituent of chromatin. Gene Ontology annotation, cellular component: nucleosome. NCBI's taxonomy places the organism in Eukaryota, Metazoa, Chordata, Mammalia, Rodentia, Cricetidae. The record is from RefSeq and is a predicted model, not a curated record.
UGUGUCUAUAAAAGGAAGAGGCGGCGGCGCCGGCGCGCAGUUUCCCGUUUGCGCGAGCGUCUGAGUUUGCGUUUUUCGUCAUGUCUGGCCGUGGUAAGCAAGGAGGCAAGGCCCGCGCCAAAGCCAAGUCGCGGUCGUCCCGCGCCGGCCUGCAGUUCCCGGUGGGGCGUGUGCACCGGCUGCUGCGCAAGGGUAACUACGCGGAGCGCGUGGGCGCGGGCGCGCCCGUGUACAUGGCGGCCGUGCUGGAGUACCUGACGGCUGAGAUCCUGGAGCUGGCGGGCAACGCGGCCCGCGACAACAAGAAGACGCGCAUCAUCCCGCGCCACCUGCAGCUCGCCAUCCGCAACGACGAGGAGCUCAACAAGCUGCUGGGCAAAGUGACGAUCGCACAGGGCGGCGUCCUGCCCAACAUCCAGGCCGUGCUGCUGCCCAAGAAGACCGAGAGCCACCAUAAGGCGAAGGGCAAGUGAGGCCGCUGCCCGCACCGUGGCGGCUCGCGUCCCGGGACGCCCGCGAACUCAAAGGCUCUUUUCAGAGCCACCCACUCCUUCAGAUUAAAGAGUUGUGUCACGGUA